This is a messenger RNA of Alosa alosa (allis shad), 3680 nucleotides long. RefSeq names its product ganglioside induced differentiation associated protein 2 (gene gdap2). The coding region runs from base 384 to 1922 and encodes 512 amino acids. The transcript has 15 exons. Lineage: Eukaryota; Metazoa; Chordata; Actinopteri; Clupeiformes; Clupeidae. The record is from RefSeq and is a predicted model, not a curated record.
UAGGCAGACUACGUUUAAAAUGCAGGGUGCCAAAACAUCGGGUGUCCCUAAAUUCCAAUCCGGAAGUAAUGAUUUGCUCGUUGUUGUGAAUCAGCUGAUCAAGAACGCACGCUUAAUGACUAACCAUAGUAAAUGUGACGAUGUGUUGAUCUUAGCUAACUGCUGACUGUUUGCUAAAUCAGGGUUUGCAAUGGUUGUGUAAAAGCGGAAUAUCACGAGAUUGCUAACAAUGGAGCUAUUCGCUUGAGGGAACUGUAUCUCUCCGGGAUCUUUCAGCAUUUGAUGUAGCCUAGUUGUCCCUUUGCUAAGACGCUGUUAAUCGUACAGCGGUUGAAGGUUGAGCAGUAUACUGUAGUGCCAUAUCCACUGGCCCAGGCAUAAGAAUGGAUCCGCUGGGAGCUCGAUCUCAGUUUGUGGACAUCCAGAGCUUGUCCACCUGGGACCAGCCUGCAGAGGUGAAGGAGGAAGAGGAGGAGUCGGAGGAGACUGACACAACGGACGGCAGCUUGACCAAUCAGCAAUGGCCCUUUCCUUCGCCUUUCCCCUACCGGGACGACAUCAAUAGGAAGAUUACGCUCUUCACUGGGGACGUGGCACUCCUGAACUGCACGGCUGUCGUCAACACUACCAACGAGACAUUAACGGACAAGAACCCCAUCUCCGACAGCAUCCACAGACACGCAGGGCCCGAUCUCCGAGACGAGCUGCUCAAACUGAAAGGAUGCCGGACAGGUGAGGCGAAGAUGACUGAAGGUUUUAACCUGGCCUCGCGCUUCAUCAUACACACGGUGGGGCCUAAGUACAAGACCAAGUACCGCACGGCUGCCGAGAGCUCGCUCUACAGCUGCUACAGGAACAUCAUGCAGCUAGCAAAGGAGCAGGCCAUGGCAUCUGUGGGGCUGUGUGUGGUCAGUACGGUGAAGAGAGGCUAUCCACUGGAAGACGCCACACACAUUGCGCUCCGAACAGUACGGAGGUUUCUGGAGCUUCAUGGCCAAAGCAUAGAGACAGUGGUGUUUGCAGUGACGGACGUUGAAUGGCCUGUGUACAGAAAGCUUCUGCCCCUCUACUACCCUCGCUCCGUGGCAGAGGAACGGCUCAGCCUCCCCCUGCUCCCUGCCGACAUCGGGAACUCAGAGGGCGAGCCGGUGGUGCCCGAGAGGCAGAUCCGCAUCGCUGAGAAGCCCGGGAGUCUGGAGGCAGCGCCCAGGCCUGGAGAAACUUCACAGCCUCACGACGAUUUGGAGGACGAUAGCCUGGAGCUGGACUUGGGGCUUGUGGGGACACACGCGUUUGCACGUAUGGAGGGGGACGUGGACAAACAGCGCAAGCUCAUCCUGCAAGGCCAGAUGUCUGACGUCGCACAACAGAAACAACACCAGAGAAAUUAUAACCGUUGGUUAUGCAGGGCGCGAGCAGAGGACUUGUCAGACAUAGCAGCACUGAAAGCCUUAUACCAGACAGGCGUUGAUAUGUGCGGCAGGACAGUGAUGGUGAUUGUGGGACGGAACAUCCCAGUGACCCUCAUUGACAUAGAGAAGGCCCUGUUGUAUUUCAUCCAUGUGAUGGACCACAUCACAGUGAAGGAGUAUGUGAUGGUGUACUUCCACACGCUGACUGGCGAGCACAACCACUUGGAAUCUGACUUCCUGAAGAAGCUCCACGAUAUUGUGGACUCAAAGUUUAAGAAGAACUUGAAGGCCCUCUACUUCGUCCACCCCACGUUCCGCUCCAAGGUAUCCACCUGGUUCUUCACAACCUUCAGUGUGUCGGGCAUGAAGGAGAAGGUGCACCACAUGGAUACACUGCAGCAGCUCUUCACCUGCAUCCUACCCGAGCAGAUCGACAUCCCACCCUUCGUACUGGAGUACGACGCCAGGGUGAACGGCCCCUAUCAAUCAACCCACCCCUCUGGUCUAUGAGGCCUCUUGACCUUUCACCCCACCAACGAGGACCUCCGCUGCACGCCAUAGUGGACGUCACAAUGUUCUCAGCGUACUUGAGCCAGGCAGGUGUCACUUGACCUCCCAAGGACCUAAAGAUGUUUAAUCUCCUCUCCGAUGAACCGCCAUGUCACCCAAACCUAUGGAGGACGUCGGUGGUCCUGUUUUCUGUUGAAUUGCUGUUGUUGUGAAAGUUGUUUUUUCUUGAGAAGAAGGAGGAUAUGGAGACCAAUCAGCUGGAUCUCUACAAGGGGUUUGGUUAGGGGUGGGGGGUAGGGGGUCACUCCUGUGGUCCUCUAGUUGGUGGUCAUGGGUAAUAAGCACCACUGCCCUAUCUUAAACCCUCAGAGCCUGUGAAGAUGGAGGUUGUGUGUGUGUGUGUGAGAGAGAGAGAGAGAGAGAGAGACACAGAGAGAGGGGCAGAGAAGGAGUAUGAUGUGUUUGCAGUAAUCAUACAAAGACUCACAAGCUUUGGAUGGAUGGAAGUUAAUAUGAUCUGCCUAUGCGGUCAGAGCAAGAUUGCAUGGUAUUUUCCAAGUAGCGUGGGAGGAACUUAUUUCUGGUUUUUGGUUCAGUUUUUUUUCUUUUUUUUUUCCCUCUUUGCACACGUGUCCAUCCCACAACACACCUUCACCUCAUGGUUUUUAACAGCACUUCACCAGCACUGUAUAUGGUUGUAGUUUUAAUUUAAACACAAAUACUGCUUUAUCUGUCAUACUGAGGACUACAGGAAAAACUAAAACAGUCAGUUCAAAACUGGGUUCUGUUGUGUUCUAUGCUUGUAGGGUUAUGCUUGGUAAAUGCACACAGUUAUCAAGAUUGUAUGGAUCCUUUAUGAAGUUUUUCAGAUCUGCCUCACUUGAUAGUCUUGGGUUGCAUUUUUGCCUUCUAUUUAAAUGACACAUUUUAAUGCUGUAUGUAAAUGAUUAUAUUGUAGAUUAUUAGAGAUCACAUGACUUUUACCACAUGUAUACAUUUUGCAGUUUUUCUUUCUUUUUUUUUGAGUUUUGUGUUCAUUACAGAAAGCAAAACCUUUUGUCACAUUUAUUGCCUGGUCUUUUCCCCUGUGUGUAUUAUAUAAAAUCAAUUUAAACUUGAAUGUAAACUAUUUUUUUUUUUUAAAUCAAAGCAAGCAUUUGAAGUACUCUCUCUGUGGCCUUAAGUUGCCCAUGUGAUGUCUCUCUCUGUAUUCUUCUUUUAAUGUUUGUUCUUACUUUCUUCAUGUUAGAAAUUCCAUGGCUUGACUUUUUAAAAUCAUUGCAGUCUUGUAGUCAUGUCCACUGUUUUUCUCCAGCUUUCCGUUGAUUUUAUAACUUUGUGUGGUUACUUAGUUGGAUGCUUAAUGGUACAUGACUACCAGUGGUGUUUUUUGUUUUGUUUUGUUUUGUUCUGUUUUAUGUUUAGGUCUCAUCUUUCACAUCAUCGGACAUCCAAAGACUAGCUGGUUACUGAUAUUCAUAUUGCUGGAUCUCUGUGAUUUACAACACGGAGAGACUGACUGAUCCAUAACAAUAAUUUUACUGAAAGGUCAGCAACACUGCGCUGUCUACAACAUGCUUCAGAUAUGGUACCCAUCGCCCGAGGACUGUUGCUGUUCGUUGGGUCAGUGAAGAAGAAAGAUGCAAGCAGAUUUUCUUUUUCUUCCCCUUAGUCUACAUUCCGUGCCAGGAGAACCAGUGAGGAUGGUGAGCGGACCAGGGAGCAGUAAUUAUUUAAAUAAAAUGUUUCCAAAUUUAA